Messenger RNA from Sinocyclocheilus grahami, 2746 nucleotides. RefSeq names its product E3 ubiquitin-protein ligase RNF38-like. The record is from RefSeq and is a predicted model, not a curated record. Gene Ontology annotation, biological process: protein ubiquitination. The coding region runs from base 1 to 1446 and encodes 481 amino acids. Gene Ontology annotation, molecular function: ubiquitin protein ligase activity. NCBI's taxonomy places the organism in Eukaryota, Metazoa, Chordata, Actinopteri, Cypriniformes, Cyprinidae. The transcript has 11 exons.
AUGGCUACGGAGGAUUCUCCUAGUCCAAAGAGACCGCGUCUUUCUCAGCAGUCUGUACUGGAGUUUACUUCUGCCCCUCCUUCCACACCCUCACCACCAAUCAGACCAUGGGAGCUUCCGCCAAGUCGCAGGCCACACCCCUAUCCCCACCCACACUACCACCCUGAACGCUGCCACACACCUGUACGGCACAGACGCAGUCCUCCAGUGCGGCGUCAGCGAGGCUGGCGAGAGCGUCUGUCACGGCACCAUCCCCCUCAUGGGUCCCCGGGUGGGGGACAGGAUGAAAACUAUCGCCACCCUCCUCACCCACAUUCGCUUCAUCCCUAUGGCCAGCCACCAUCCCACCCUCCACCCGGCCUUGAUGAGCCCCGGGCCUUUCACCCCCCCACGCUCUCGCCUCGGUUAUUGCACCCUCCGCAGCAGGGAGCCAUGGUGAUGGAUCUUCAUGAGCAGCUCCCUCAGGGUACUGUGCCGGUGUCGUAUACACUUUCUCCAAUGCCGCCCCAUGGUCUACCUGCCCCCCUCUGUACGGGACAGCAUCUCCCAGCAUGCUCUUCUCAACAGCAGGUGCCCGCCUGUUCUGUGGUCUUCAGCGGACAGCAACACUAUCCAAUCUGUAGCAUACCGCCUCCUAUGUUGCCGGCAUGUUCAGUGCAGCAUUUGCCAGUGCCGUACGCCGCAUUUCCUUCUCUUCUCUCCAGUGAUCCACCCUUCCUGCUUCAUCCGCCGCAUCUAUCACAUCAUCCGCCCCACCUCCCCACGCCUGGACAGUUCUUACCUUUCCAGACGCAACAGUCUCGAUCUCCGCUGCAGAGGAUAGAGAAUGAGGUUGAGUUGUUGGGGGAACACCUGUCGGUAGGUGGAGGGUUUAACUACCCUCAUUCGGGGCAUCCUAGUCCUCUGCCCCCUUCCACCCAACUGCAGUUCCUCUCCCAUGAACCCCUGCCCCAGGAGCUCUUUGGAGUGCCGUAUCCACACUUCUUGCCUCGGCGAAUCACAGGCAGACGUUACCGCUCUCAGCAGGCUGUACCUCCACCUCCUUACCACCCAAGUCUGCUGCCCUACUUCCUAUCUGUUCUUCCAGUCCAGCCAACAGCAGUGGGUCCCACCAUUAGCUUGGAGCUGGAUGUAGAUGAUGGAGAGGUUGAGAAUUAUGAGGCUCUGUUAAACCUUGCUGAGCGUCUUGGAGAAGCGAAGCCUAGAGGUUUGACAAAAGCCGAUAUCGAACAGCUGCCUUCCUACAGAUUCAACCCCAGCAACCAUCAGUCAGAGCAGACUUUGUGUGUGGUGUGCAUGUGUGAUUUUGAGUCCCGUCAGCUGUUGAGAGUACUGCCCUGUAAUCAUGAAUUCCAUGCCAAGUGUGUCGACAAAUGGCUCAAGGCUAACAGAACCUGUCCUAUUUGCCGAGCAGAUGCCUCUGAAGUCCAGCGGGAUUCCGAGUGACGCUGCUCACCGAACACACAUAUACACACACACACGCGCACACACCAAACACUUCAGUCAUUCUCCUACCCUGUUACAUUCAAUUAACUCCCACAUGCAUAAUUACUCCUCGCACACAGAUGACUGCUGCAAAAGAUUCAUAAAAACUUUAUGCAUCAAAAUCAUCGUUUGCUAUUCAUCUAUGAAUAUCCAACUGAGACUCACACACAAACACAUCCCUUUGGUUGUUUGAUCACUAAUUCUUUGAGUGGAAGUCCAAAGAUUAUGGUUUAUAUUAUCAUUCUGGUUAUGUUCUGGUUCUGAUAUUGUUUUUUUUAAAAAUAUGAAUAUAUAUAUAGUUUAGUUCUCCCCUUUGGGAGCGGGUGUUGUAUGUUGCAGUCUUGUGUGUGUGUGUGAGUGAGUGAGUGAGUGAGUGUGUAUGUGCACUAACAUUCCCGGCUAUGUGAGCACACUGUGGUGUGGUGGUCUUUACGAAGGUUAAUGUUGUGAGCAUGGGCUUUUAUAUUUUACCAACAAAUAUAGCUAUAUAUAAAUAUGUAUGUAUGUAUCAAUAUAGAGGGACAAAUUACAAAAUUCAUACUUUUUUUUUUUUUUUCCCCCCAGAAAAAGAAUUAUGGAACUAUCUUUUUCCAAAAAUGGAACAAAAGAUUCAAAUUAUAUCUAUACAUAAACCGGGGCUUUUGGGUUGGUCUUGCUCAAUUAUGAUUUAGCAGUCUUUAUAGAAUUGGAAAACUGUGAGAUGUGUGUGUGCUUUUGUGUGAAAGAGAGUGUGUAUUAGAGAAUCAGUUGUUUGUUAUUUAUCCCAUAUGUAUGGUACAGAACACUGGCUUGUCGCUCUCACUUUUAUUCUUGUCUGGGAUUGGCUGAGGAUGCGCACUGACAUGACAUGUGAUUGGUUUGGAGGGGCAGUGGAAUAUUCUCCAAGUUCCUAUUAGAUGUAUCCUGCUGCAAACAUUUUUUCUUCGGUUUUCUUUGCCGCCUGUCACGUUUGCCAUCUACAAAACACAAAUAACCUUUUAAAAAAACAUUUAAAAUAUGUAUUUCUAAUCCAUAGCCAGUCCUGCAGAUUGAUUAUGUAAUCAAAGCACCACUUUUCUCAUUUAGCACUUGGUGUCAUAGUUUACCCAAAAAUGAACAUUUGUGGAAACUUUACUCACUCUUAUGAAUUUUCUUCUUCUGUUGAACACAACAUAUUUUGAAGAAUGUUGGUAACUCAGCAGUUUACUUCCAUGGUAUUUUCCCCCCAAACUAUGGAAGUCAGUGGCUACCAACAACUGUUAUGUUACCAACAUUCUUCAAA